CCGCUCGUCGGACACACACACACACGCACGUACGCAACUUCAAAACAUGAGCGCUUCUCUUAUUGUCCGGAGGUUAGCAGCUCUGUCAGGGGCUUCUGCGGUGGCAGCAGGGGCUUACGGGGCUCACGGUUUCAAAAACAAGGACCCUGACGACUACCAGAGAGUGCUAUUUGAAACAGCCAACAAAUACCAUUUCUACCACAGCCUGGCUCUGCUGGGUGCUGCCCACUGUGGUCAACCUGCUGUGGCUGGCACCCUCCUGGUGGCAGGCAUGGGGAUGUUCUGUGGCUCUCUGUACCACCAGGCCAUGACGGGGGACCCUGGUCUACGCAAGGUGGCUCCCAUCGGGGGUGUAGCGAUGAUCGUUGGCUGGCUGGCCAUGGUCCUCUGAACUGCAACAGCUCACAUCCCCUCCACAGGGCCACUAUGUGACACUAACUGUCAGACUGUUAAUGGAUGAACUGGAGAGCUUGUGAGUUAUGUCACCCCUCUAGCCGCACCCUGUCCUGGGCUGCGGGUGUCAGGGGGAGAUAAGGUCAUAACAGGAUUAUCGCUUUUCUACCAUUGCAGUCUGUUUUUGACUGGUGCCCUUGUGUUAAAAUGAAGACGCGAAUGAUUACAGCAUAUUGCAUUAUGUCACUUCAAAUUGGUGCGCUUACAUUUGUAUCAAUAUUGUACUGGGAAAUAAAACCACUAAUGAGCCAGAAGAAAUUCCCAUGCAGGUUUCUUGUACAUCUUGUUGUUGCUUUUUUUUUUUUUUUAAACUGUAUUUCAAAUUGCAGUGAAUACAGUUCCUAUAUUUCUGUAUAUUUAUACAGCAUACGUGUGGCAACUAAAGUAAAAAAAAUAAAAAAGGAAUGUGAAGAAUUUCAAAUUGAAAUAAAUACAUUUUCUUACAUA
Centropristis striata (black sea bass) is the source of this 900-nucleotide messenger RNA. RefSeq names its product transmembrane protein 256 (gene tmem256). The record is from RefSeq and is a predicted model, not a curated record. The coding region runs from base 47 to 391 and encodes 114 amino acids. The transcript has 4 exons. NCBI's taxonomy places the organism in Eukaryota, Metazoa, Chordata, Actinopteri, Perciformes, Serranidae.